CGCCUUGCGUUCUUAGGUCAAGCACCAUAAAAAUGGUGCAAUCUGAGGAAUACGAUCCCUAUGAGGUUGCAAAGCAACUCUACCCGGACUUGCCGCAAGGAUUUCCCUAUGACAACUUCGACCUAGAGGAGCUCAUUCUGCCUCCGGGCGAUGAUAUGGGAAUCAAGAGCGACGAUGAUGACGUUCGUGACGAGGACGUGCAGACGCAGUCGGGCUUCGGAUCGUGCAUCGUCAUUCAGAACCUGCCCAAGGCGCCGGAGGAGAAGUAUGAGAAGCUCAUGGGCGUGGUGCGCACCAUUGCCAGCAAGCUCGGCGACGUGCGCGAGAACGGCAUCUUCAUGCCGCUGGAUGACGCAACUAAGACCACGAAGGGUUUUGCGUUUGUGGAGAUGGCACGCAAGGAGGACGCGGACGCGGCUCUGUCGGACGAGCGCUUUAUUAACGGGUACCAGCUGGACAAGAACCACAAGCUGACGCUGAGCCGCUUCGACGACUUUGAUAAGUACGCGAAGGUGCCUGAUGAGUACGUGCAGCCGGAGCCCGUGGCCUACAAGCAGCCGGAGAACCUACACAGCUGGCUGGCCGACAAGUACGGCCGCGACCAGUACGUGAUCCGCCACGGCGACAACACGGCGGUGUGCUUCAAUGACGGCAAGCGCAGCCGCGCGGAGGUGGCGUAUCAGCGCGAGUACUGGACGGAGUCGUUCGUGCAGUGGUCGCCUCAGGGCACCAUGCUGGCCACAAUGCAUCGCCAGGGUAUGGCUGUGUGGGGCGGGCCCAACUUCACCCGCAUCAACCGCUUCGGCCACCAAAACGUGCGCCUGAUCGACUUCUCGCCCAACGAGAAGUACAUCCUCUCCUACACCUCGCACGAGCCCGCCACCGCGCGCGACUCGUUCCACGUGCUUAUUAACGUGUGGGACGUGCGCUCCGGCAAGCAGCUGCGCAAGUUCGAGGGCCCCGUGGACGAGUACGCGGUGGGCUCCAGCGCCGGCCCCAACGGCGCGCUCAAGUGGCCAGUGUUCAAGUGGGCGGGCGGCCGCGAUGACCUGUUCUUCGCGCGCCUGGGCCGCGGCAAGAUCUCCAUCUACGAGUGCCCCUCCAUGACCAUGCUGGGCAAGGAGUCGCUCAAGCUGGACGGCGUGCAGGACUUUGAGUGGAGCCCCGUGGAGCCGGUCCUGGCGGCCUACAGCGCGGAGCAGGGCAACCAGCCGGCGCGCAUUGUGCUGAUCAAGGUGCCGGAGAAGACGGAGAUGCGCCAGAAGAACAUGCUCAACGUCAGCGACGUGAAGCUGUUCUGGCACCCCCAGGGCACCUACCUGGCGGUCAAGGUGGAGGCGUGGACCAAGACCAAGAAGUCCACCAUCACCAGCUUCCAGAUCUUCUGCGUCAAGGACAAGGACGUGCCGCUGGAGGUGUUCGAGCUGAAGAACAACAAGGAGCGCGUGCUCAACUUCGCGUGGGAGCCCAAGGGCCACCGCUUCGCGGUCGUGCACGGCGACGGGCCACGCCCCAACAUCUCGUUCUUCAGCAUGCGCGACGACAAGGGCCGCCUGGGCGUGCGCGAGCUGAAGAUGCUGGAGAGCCGCGCCUGCAACGCCAUCAGCUGGUCGCCGCAGGGCCGCAUCAUCGUGCUGGCCGGCCUCAAGAACUUCAACGGCCAGCUGGAGUUCUUCAAUGUGGACGAGAUGGAGACCAUGGCGACGGCAGAGCACUUCAUGGCCACGGACGUGGAGUGGGACCCCACCGGCCGCUACGUGGCGACAGUGGUGUCGCACGUGCAGCAGAUGGAGAACGGCGUCAAGAUUUGGUCCUUCGGCGGCCGCGAGCUCUACAGCUCCCAGCGCGACAAGCUCUACCAGUUCAGCUGGCGGCCGCGCAUGCCCAGCCUGCUGCCGGCCGAGAAGGAGGCGGAGAUCGCCAAGAACCUCAAGCAGUACACUAAGCGCUACGAUGAGGAGGACGAGCAGCUGCUGCAGCAGGCUGACGCUGACGUGCUGCAGGAGCGCCAGCGCGCGCUGGACGAGUGGAAGGCCUACUGCGAGAGCCGCCGCAACUACGCGGCUCUGCAGAUGGACUUCAAGCGCGAGCUGUACGGGCCGCGCUUCGCGGAGAAGGAGUACACCAUCCAGAAGGUGAUGGUGGAGCAGGUGGUGGACCAGAAGGAGGAGCCCUACAGCACCAAGUAGAGGCCUGCGCGGCUGGCAUAAGAUGGUGGAGGUGGAGGCGGAAGGUGCUGGGGUUGGGUAUGGGGACGGGUUGGGUUGGCGUGGGGUGGAGGUGUGUGAUGUUGGGGCGCGUGUGCGUGCGUGUUACCUGAGUUUGGAGGGUCCUGUGUAUGUUUGUGUGGGUUUGACGCUUGCAAAACAGCAGCAGCAGGAGGGCUCUGCGGACAAGCCGUUUCAAAAUGGCUGGAUGUGACUGGCCAGCCGUGCAGCACGGCAACGGAGGGGCGACAGGUCUAGGCUGGUAGGCAGGACCGUUUGAUGACAUUUAUGGAACGUCACAGGCUAGGUGAAUGCUAGGAGAGCUUUAGGUGUUAGCUAAAUCUUGAGGGGAGGGGAGUAUAGGGGGUUAGUGGGUAGCCAGAUGUAGAACACAUGUGAUGCCUGGUGCAAGCGAUUGCUGCGGCCAACGUGCUGCAUAUAAAACCUGAAGUCCAAGCCAACUUCAUGUAGAGAAAUUGAGACGA
Messenger RNA from Chlamydomonas reinhardtii, 2692 nucleotides. RefSeq lists its product as uncharacterized. Lineage: Eukaryota; Viridiplantae; Chlorophyta; Chlorophyceae; Chlamydomonadales; Chlamydomonadaceae. Gene Ontology annotation, biological process: translational initiation. Gene Ontology annotation, molecular function: translation initiation factor activity; translation initiation factor binding; RNA binding. Gene Ontology annotation, cellular component: eukaryotic translation initiation factor 3 complex. Bases 33 to 2189 code for a protein of 718 amino acids. The transcript is spliced from 11 exons. The record is from RefSeq and is a predicted model, not a curated record.